This is a messenger RNA of Macroventuria anomochaeta, 430 nucleotides long. RefSeq lists its product as uncharacterized. The transcript has a single exon. Bases 88 to 327 code for a protein of 79 amino acids. The record is from RefSeq and is a predicted model, not a curated record. NCBI's taxonomy places the organism in Eukaryota, Fungi, Ascomycota, Dothideomycetes, Pleosporales, Didymellaceae.
CCUCUUGCUCCAACAAGGCCGUCAGAACUAUCACGCGAUGGAUGCUGCAAAAGAAGGAGCUUUUUCUUGUAGUCUUCGGCCUUCAAGAUGUCUGUUCUUGUCACUUCGGGCGAGCUGCGCAAUCGCAUCUACGACUACUGCGUUGAGUCAGGACCGAUCACGCUCCCGUUCUCGCGUCCAUGUUUUGGAGGUCUCAGAUAUGCUUGCAUGAUUCUAUCCAUCGAAUACACACCUCUGUACCUGGCCAGGACUAUUGUCUUACUCCAGCCUUCAGAUGUCGAACGAUAUCACGCUGUGUUCUACCCGAACCUACAAAGUUGUGGUUAAGCUGCACCGUGGUGUUCUUUUCGAAAAGCUUCCCAAUGAUAUGACCGACUUGAAUCCGCGACAAUGGCUCGUUUGAUAAGGGAUGCCAGCUCUGAAGCAUCUU